Messenger RNA from Salvia splendens (bonfire salvia), 578 nucleotides. Its product is annotated as calcium-binding protein CML38. The transcript has a single exon. NCBI's taxonomy places the organism in Eukaryota, Viridiplantae, Streptophyta, Magnoliopsida, Lamiales, Lamiaceae. The coding region runs from base 93 to 515 and encodes 140 amino acids. The record is from RefSeq and is a predicted model, not a curated record. Gene Ontology annotation, molecular function: calcium ion binding.
CAAAUACCUAUAAAAACCACCUCACAAAAACAUCAAAAAUCUCAAAAUUCUUUGAUAUACAUAAUAAUCACAUUUGUUUCAAUUUCAUUACGAUGAAAACAUGCACAACAUAUUGCAAGAGAGUUUUCAACUCAUUCGACGAGGACAGAGAUGGCAAGAUAACUCCCUCGCAGCUGCAGAGCUGCCUAGCGAUGAUGGGCGGCAGGCUGUCAUCCGAGGAGGCAGAGAUGGUGGCUCAGCCUCUCCUCUCCAGCGGGCUGGUAGGGCUGGCCGAGUUUGCCAGCUUAGUGGAGGGCGACGGCGAAGAGGAUAAGAGGGAAGACUUGAGAAAGGCGUUUGAGAUGUAUAAGAAUGAAGGGGAAGAAUGCAUCACCCCAAGAAGCUUGAAAAAUAUGUUGGGGAGAUUGGGAGAUUGGAGUGUGGAUGAGUGUGUUGUGAUGAUCAACAAAUUUGAUGUUAAUGGAGAUGGGGUGCUUUGUUUCCAAGAAUUUCAAUUGAUGAUGAUGAUCAACUAGCAAUUUGUAAAUAUUUAUUUAUUCUUUUCAUUACAAGGGAAACUUAUUGCCUACUGAGUUUUA